Messenger RNA from Solanum dulcamara, 1584 nucleotides. RefSeq lists its product as uncharacterized. Bases 169 to 1386 code for a protein of 405 amino acids. Lineage: Eukaryota; Viridiplantae; Streptophyta; Magnoliopsida; Solanales; Solanaceae. The record is from RefSeq and is a predicted model, not a curated record. The transcript is spliced from 4 exons. Gene Ontology annotation, molecular function: nucleic acid binding.
UCUCCAUUCUUCCCCGAAAACCUCAGCUAAAUUCCCAGAUGCCUGUACUGAUAACUGAUAAACCCAAGUAGAUAUCGAAGAAGAAGAAGUCGGAAUACCUGUUUAACCAAGCAAAAUUUGAGCUUCCUCCGAAUCCCAUUUCAAGUUUUUGAAGUUUCUGUUAUAAAAAUGCUUAGCCUAGGAAGUUAUCCAAGGCAACCCCAAUGUUGUGCCAGCCCAAAUUCACAAUUUCUUCCUCUUUUUCCCCAGAUUCCUCAAACCCAGUUGUUUUUUACCUCAAAUAGAGUGACCCAUCUAAGCAUUCGUCAUCUUCUGUGGCAAAAACGAACUGGGGUGUGCGUUUUUGCACGAAAGGAUGAAGAAAGAGGUGGCAAUGGUGUGGUAGAAAUGGAAGAAAUUGAGGAUUUUGACGAUGACGAUGUUGAUGUGGAUGAUUUUCUUGGGGAUGAAGAUGAAGAUGAUGAUGAUGAUGAGGUAAUUAUUCCAUUAAGAAAUAUGAAGAAAUGGUUAGAAAACAAGCCUCGUGGGUUUGGAGUAGAUAAAGAGUAUGAUACUUCAGUUGAAGAUAAGUUGAUGGAAGAAAUUGAGCAGAGUAGAAAAGCUCAGCUUGCUAAUAUCAAUAAGCUCAAGAACAAUCCAGUUAAAGCAAAUACCAAACCAGUUCAGCAGGAUAAAGUUGUUCAGGAUGAACUCCGUGUGCGCUUGGUCAAUAUUCCGAAGAAAAUGAACAUUGAUAAAGAUCUACGAGUGGCUUUCAAAGGAGUUCCAGGAAUAACUAACAUAGUCCCAGUCGUGACUGGGAACAAGAAGACCAGGAAUCCUAUUUGCAAAGGCCUGGCCUAUAUUGACUUCAAGUCUAAGAAUGAAGCACAAAGAUUUGUGCAAAUGUUUUCUGGACGAAGUAUAAGUUUUGGUAAGGUCCAGAAGCAAAUAAAGUGUGAGAUGAUAUAUCCCGGAUCACUGAAGUCCACAACUAAACAGUCAAUUGAUGAAAUUAAGUAUACUCCUGAACAAGAAAUACCUGAUCUGCACGGAGACCAGGAUGAUGAUUUUGACACAAAUAUCCUCUCGGAUUCAGAGGAAAACAUCUCCACUGACCACAAUGUUGCAGAGGUGGAGGAUUUAUCAGCAUACACGAAUGAUUAUGUAGAAAAUUCAGAAACUUUAUCUGCAGAGUCUACAUCGGGUGAUGAGCAGGAUGUUGGAGAAGAUGAAUUCUCAGAAAAAAAGAAAGUUGAAGCAAAGGAGAAGAAGAAAAAGCCUAAGCAAAAGAAAGAGAAGGUCUCAAAAUUGAAUAUUCCAGGAUCUGCACGCAAGUUGAAAACUAAGGAGAAAGCUGUACUCACUGGAGUUUUAUCCAAAUAUGCACAAAAGAAACCAUCUUGACUCUGAAAAAACCCAAGCUAACAAUGGCCAGCAUUCACAUUUCUGUAGCAACAGUAGCUGGGGUUAUCGUUUUUGCAGUCAUUCAUUUUUGUAGAUUUACUAUUCACUUCAAUAUUAAGGUCAGGUUUGUUGAUUUCUUGUAUGUAAAUGUUAGUAUCUGAAUGAAGUAAUGGAAACAAAUUGUGCGUUCACGCAUAA